CGUCAGUUGGUUACUGCAACUUGUUUUGUUUUCGUAAUAUUUGUUGGAUACAACAUGGUUAUUUUUAAUAGAAGUGCAGCAAUUGGAAAAAUUCUGCGACGUUGUCAUCGUGCAGCAUUAUGACAUUCAAAAUGCGUAUUUACUUUUAGUUGCAGCAAAGAAUAGCGGCAACCACUUGACAUGUUUUCAUGGUCUAUGGCCAGUAUCGGAACAAAAUGAUUUCGAGCAGCACAUGCGCAUUAUUCCAGACUUUAUCAGCGAGACGGAGGAGAAGCAACUACACGAGGAAAUCGAGCCAUAUAUGAGUCGCUUGCGCUACGAGUUUGACCAUUGGGAUGAUGCCAUUCACGGAUUUAGGGAGACUGAGCGUAAAAAAUGGUACCCAACAAAUCGAGAUGUCUUGGAGCGUGUGCGUCAAGUGGCUUUUGAAGGCGCUAUUAUGCCCUAUGUACACGUUCUAGAUCUGGCUGCCGACGGCGUCAUCAAGCCACAUGUGGAUAGUACCCGUUACUGCGGCAAUACCAUUUCAGGAAUAAGUUUGCUCAGCGAUAGCGUGAUGCGUCUGGUACGCGCAGAUGCCGAAAAGUAUCAACAAAGUAGCACAGGUACUACGAGUAAAGAAAAUGAUGUGGACGCCGAUGCAAAUGAUGCCGCAUACCGCCAUCAACCGGAGGCAAAGCUGGAAAACAAUUUCUAUGCGGAUCUGCUGCUGCCACGUCGGUCCCUCUACAUAAUGAGCCACACGGCGCGCUACAACUUUACACAUGAGAUCUUGGCAAACGAGCGUUCACUGUUUUUGGGCAAACCAAUUAAGAAGACGCGUCGCAUUUCCAUCAUUUGCCGCAAUGAUCCUUAAAUUCUGGAAUUCUAUUAUUAUUAAUAUUGUUGACAUUUUCAAGUUAAAACGUUAAUUAUACAUCAUUUUUUUUAAAACUGUGAUAUAUGUAAAAAAAAUUUUAUUUAUGAAUUCAAUUCGAUAUUUUUCUCGCAGUUAUUGUAUAAAUUUAAAAAUGUAUGAGGUAAUGUGGUAAUAAAUAAUUAUUCUGAUUAUAAUCAGAAAAA
This is a messenger RNA of Drosophila innubila, 1062 nucleotides long. Its product is annotated as alpha-ketoglutarate-dependent dioxygenase alkB homolog 7, mitochondrial. Gene Ontology annotation, biological process: fatty acid metabolic process; DNA damage response. The transcript is spliced from 4 exons. Gene Ontology annotation, cellular component: mitochondrial matrix. Lineage: Eukaryota; Metazoa; Arthropoda; Insecta; Diptera; Drosophilidae. Bases 233 to 856 code for a protein of 207 amino acids. The record is from RefSeq and is a predicted model, not a curated record.